AUGCCGUGCUCGCUGCUCGACCUGCCGCCGGAGCUGCUGCUCUACUCCAUCCUGCCGCUGCUGCCCUCGUCGGCCGUGCUCUCCUUCCGCCUCGCCAGCCGGCGCGCCAACGAGCUCGGCAGCGACGCUUCGCUCUGGCGCGCCCUGCUGCUGCGCGAGCUCAACUUCCCCGCCCACGCCUCGGCGCGCGUCGCCGGCUGGCGCCAGCUGUAUGCCGGCCUGCGCGCGCCGACGCUCUGGACGUGGGGCGAGGACAGCGAGGGCCGGCUGGGCAUCGGCGCCGGGCACGAUACGCGCAACGUGCCGCAACAGGUUGCUGCGCUCAUCCGCCGCGAGUGGGGCGCGCCGUUCCCCGUGAGUCCGCGCUGGCAGGACGCGCCGCUCAUCGUCGGCAACGAGCUCGGCGACCCGGACCGCGAGUGGCCAUACUUGGAGGCGGCGCCCGAGUUCCUCAUUCGCGAAUCAGCCGGCAUCGAACUCGGCGCGCCUGUGGAGCUACACGCUGCCGGCUGGAGCUUUCUGGCGCUGACGAGCACAGGCUGCGUGCUCACGUGGGGCGCGCUGCGGCAACGCCAGAGCUUCCAGUAUCGCGAAGUCUGGACGCCGUCGAUCCUCGACUCCUUCAACAAGCGCGUGCGACGUCUCGCUGUCGGAACCGCCGCUAUCGGUGUCACAGACGACGAUCACAUCCUACAGUGGUCUGGACCGGACUCGCCUCGCGUCCUGCCGGACCUCUUUCCGUUUCAUCGCGUCACGGACCGGCCGCGAGUGGAGCUGCUGGCAAGUAGCGGUGACGUGGCUGCCGUUGCUGCGCGGUUUCACCUGGACGGAGAGCAAGGAUCAGCGACACAGCAACGCAUCGCUGCCUGGAACACGCGAUGGACAGCAGAGGUGGAUGAGACGCACCGGAGCUACAUCGACAUUGGUCAGCGGCGAGGCGUACCUGUGGCCGCUCACGACGUCGCUGCGACACUCUUGCCCGAGCUGCCACUUCCGCCAGACGAUCUAGCCGCCACCCUCGCCGAUCCUUCGCUCAGUGCCUCGCGGCAGCACACUGCGCAUACCACCGUAGCGCGCCUUGCGGCAGGCGAGCGGUAUCUCUACGCCCUGACGCCGUCUGGUCUGCUGUACAAGAUCGACAUCACGCAGCCUGCCUGGCCGCCGGAUGACUUUGUUGCAGAUCGAGUGGAGGAGGAAUGGCAGGGCGAGCUGCGCCACUUCGCCCGUGCCUACGGCCCUGGCGGCCGCCAGUGGCAGCUGUUGCGCGCCUUCUGCGAUCCGCUCUUGCUGCGAGCCGACGCUCGGUGGGCUGCCAUGGACAAAGCGCAUCUCCUGAGCGCGCCGGAGUUGCGCCUCACGCACCUCAGCGCCAACUUCCGCUCGUUCGUCGCGUAUUCGCAGCCCUCGACGAACGACGGUGCGCACGCACAAGGCAUCGUACUGCUGGGCGACGAGGAUGCCGGCCACCUCUCGCCGCCGAAGCUGCUGCCGGAGCUGCAGGGCAGCGGCGUGCUCAAGGUAGCUGUCGGCGACUAUCACUUCGCCAGCCUGGACAGCGCCGGCAAGGUGCGGACGUGGGGCCAGUGGUCCAAGGGCGCGCUCGGCACGUGGGAUGCCCACCCAGUCGCCUCGAGCCUCGCUGUCGCACCACCGCAGCCGCGCGGACUGCGAGGCGGCUUCCGUAUCGGUCUUGCGGGUGCAACCGCACGACGCACUCAACAGAGCUUCGAGCCACAAGACGACGGCACGUCGCCGCUCUCGCGCCGCUGUGCUGCCCGCCACGUGCCGCGCGAGCAGAAGGAGCCGGUGCAGGUGGCGUUUGCAGACUGCGAGCGCCUCGCUGAGCCGGGUGGCAGCGUCGAGGAGCAGACUGCCAACACGUUCGUCUUCGACAUCGCCCUGGCCGGUUAG
Messenger RNA from Tilletiopsis washingtonensis, 1911 nucleotides. RefSeq lists its product as hypothetical. The transcript has a single exon. The record is from RefSeq and is a predicted model, not a curated record. The coding region runs from base 1 to 1911 and encodes 636 amino acids. Gene Ontology annotation, molecular function: protein binding; guanyl-nucleotide exchange factor activity. NCBI's taxonomy places the organism in Eukaryota, Fungi, Basidiomycota, Exobasidiomycetes, Entylomatales. Gene Ontology annotation, cellular component: cytoplasm.